AUGGAUGAGGGUUUGCUCGCUCCGUAUGCGCUGUGUGGUGGCCGCGGGUUUUUGUCAUCUCCCGUUGGCUGUGGAGAUGAGCUGGGGGAGAUGUUGGUGGAUGUCUUCUCCUCCUGCAUGGUGGGUGGCUGCUGGCGUUGUGUGCCCUCCUUGCGUGGAUGCCGUCUCGGGGUGUGUGAACUGUGCGGCUGGGCCUGCUGUCCACUCCGCAUGUUGUCUGCUCUCUCUCGCUGUAUCCGCUGUGCUCCGUCCCUCUCUCUCUUGUUGCAUUCCUUUUCUUCUGUCUCACGGAUCAGCUCACUGACUCCAGCGACUCCACUACGCGUGACAAUGACUGCGAUGGUGACGAUGGUGACGGUGCGACGCCGUGUUGGUCCUUGCGCUCUUGUGCUGCUGCUGCUCGUCCGUGUGUGUGACGGCUGCUGGGAGUGCUGGAGAUGUAUCUGGUGA
Molecule: messenger RNA, 450 nt
Organism: Trypanosoma cruzi
Lineage: Eukaryota; Euglenozoa; Kinetoplastea; Trypanosomatida; Trypanosomatidae
Exons: 1
Coding region: 1-450 (149 amino acids)
Source: RefSeq, a predicted model, not a curated record